AUGAAUACCUGUAAUAAGAUAAAUUCACCUAUAAGAGAUUUCUCUCCAAAUAGUGAAUUACAAGCAAAUCAGAUAAAAUUACGUCAUCGCUAUCGUUUAGCACCCCUACCAACAUACAAAGUAUGGCUAUACUCAACAAAUCUUCUCUUGAUUCUCCUUCAAACAAUUUAUUUAUCAUUUUUAUAUAGAUUUUUUCAACAAAAAAAUAUUAAACUUUUUCCAAUAUCAUGGAAUGAAAAUAUUUUAGUUGGUAAUUAUAUUAUUAUUGGAAUUCAGUAUUUUUCAAGUUUUUGUGGUAUUAUUGGAGUUUAUAUUUAUUCACGUAACCUUAUAAGACUUUUUUGGUUUAUCAAAACAUCUCUUCUUUCAUUAGACUUUUUUUUUGCUAUUAUUAUUGUAAUGAAAUUUUCAACACUUCAUGCAAAUUUUGAAAAUUAUUUUUCAAAUAAAAUUCAAAAUGAAAUAAAAAUUAAUAAAACAAUUGAUGUUUGUUUUAGGUGGGAGGAAUUUCAGGAGGAAAAUUUUUGUUGUUUUGAUAAAUCAUUUAUAGAUAUAUGUUUGAAUAUACCUUUAAGUGAUACUUUUGAUAAAAAUUUUAAAAGUAUUUAUCUUAAUUGUCACAAAGAGGAGGCAAAAAAAGAGUUAUGUCAUUAUACAUUACUACGUUGGAUUCAUAGAGAAGUAGAUUUUUUGAUAAUAAUAUACUACUUUAUGAUGUACCCUGUUAAAUUUAUUAUUGUAAUAGCAUUAAGAGAUGACAUUUCUGAGUUGUUUUCGGAGAUUAUUUUUACAAAAAAUCGACAUUUAUACACACAUUGGGUAUUAGAUGAAGAUAUAACGUCAGUUACUUUGUCAAAUUCAAGUUACGAUUAUUGUAAUGAAGAAAAUGAAUUAUUAUAUAAUGAUAAAACAAAUUUAAAAAAUUCUUUUUUUGUAAAACAAAAUGUAUACAAUUAA
This is a messenger RNA of Strongyloides ratti, 957 nucleotides long. RefSeq lists its product as hypothetical. The record is from RefSeq and is a predicted model, not a curated record. NCBI's taxonomy places the organism in Eukaryota, Metazoa, Nematoda, Chromadorea, Rhabditida, Strongyloididae. The transcript has 4 exons. Bases 1 to 957 code for a protein of 318 amino acids.